Oncorhynchus keta (chum salmon) is the source of this 6591-nucleotide messenger RNA. Its product is annotated as zinc finger protein 574-like. The coding region runs from base 3124 to 6333 and encodes 1069 amino acids. The transcript has 9 exons. Lineage: Eukaryota; Metazoa; Chordata; Actinopteri; Salmoniformes; Salmonidae. Gene Ontology annotation, cellular component: nucleus. The record is from RefSeq and is a predicted model, not a curated record. Gene Ontology annotation, molecular function: DNA-binding transcription factor activity, RNA polymerase II-specific; RNA polymerase II transcription regulatory region sequence-specific DNA binding. Gene Ontology annotation, biological process: regulation of transcription by RNA polymerase II.
UGAACGGGAGGGGAAGGAAGGGCCUGUCGUGUCUACCGGAGACCUGCGGGGAAAAGUGCAUAGCGCCGCCUGACGACCGCCUUGAGCCGGGGAGCCACAGUCAGGAGACAGCGGUGCCUCUGAAGAGGUCUCGGAUAUCGGAGAGCGCCGCCAACAGCUCGCCACAUGAAUGAUAACACACAGGAAGCAAUGUUGCAAGCUAUCAUGCAGCACUGUGGCUUGUAUAAACUAAAUGUCAUGAAUUACAUGCCAUAUUUGAGUUUUUUUUUUAAAUCUAAUAAUACACGUCCCUGUUAACUAUUUCACGUCCCGUAUACCACCGUUUGGCGCCUACAUGCAGUUAGCUUCUGCUGCUUAUUGCAGCUUCUAAUUAGCGUGUAGCUAUCAGCUCUAUUUUCUAUGACGAUUUUCUGGAACCAUGCAAUAGCUACAGGGCAAUUCCAUGUUAACGGAAUUACGCUGAGACUCAGAUUUUUCACUUUAAAAUUUAUGCUAAACAAAAACAUUUACUGGAACGAGUGUAGAAGCAAAGUUCGUUAAUAGAAUUACAGUAAAUCUAUUUUGGUUAUUGAACUACAGUAAGUGAAGUAACCGAAAUACAGUAAUGAAAUUACAUCAUGGGUCCCUGAUAUGUACUACACAGAAAUGCAUAAUUUAUGGAUAUGAAUUAGAGGUAGAUUAUGAUUUUUUUUCAACGAUUUUUGGAGGACCAAAAAAAGCCAAUACCGAUUAAUCGGCCAAUUUUAAAAAAUAUUUAUUUUAAUUUUAUUUGUAAUAAUGACAAUUACAACAAUACUGAAUGAACACUUAUUGUAAUAUAAUAGUUAAUAUAAUACAUCAAUAAAAUCAAUUUAGCCUCAAAUAAAUAAUGAAACAUGUUCAAUUUGGUUUAAAUAAUGCAAAAAGAAAGUGUAGGAGAAGAAAGUAAAAGUGCAAUAUGUGCCAUGUAAGAAAGCUAACGUUUUUAAGUUCCUUGCUCAGAACAUGAGAACAUAUGAAAGCUGGUGGUUACUUUUAACAUGAGUCUUCAAUAUUCCCAGGUAAGAAGUUUUAGGUUGCAGUUAUUAUAGGAAUGAAAGGACUAUUUCUCUCUAUACGAUUUGUAUUUCAUAUACCUUUUGACUAUUGGAUGUUCUUAUAGGCACUUUAGUAUUGCCAGUGUAACAGUAUAGCUUCCAUCCCUCUCCUCGCCGCUACCUGGGCUCGAACUAGGAACACAUUGACAACAGCUACCCUCGAAGCAGCGUUACCCAUGCAGAGCAAGGGGAACAACUACUCCAAGUCUCAGAGCGAGUGACGUUUGAAAUGCUAUUAGCGCGCACCCCGCUAAAUAGCUAGCCAUUUCACAUUGGUUACACCAGCCUAAUCUCGGGAGUUGAUAGGCUUGAAGUCAUAAACAACUCAAUGCUUGAAGCAUUGUGAAGAGCUGCUUGCAAAACGCACGAAAGUUCUGUUUGAAGGAAUUCUUACGAGCCUGCUGGUGCCUACCAUCGCUCAGUCAGACUGCUCUAUUAAAUAAUAGACUUAAUUAUAACAUAACACACACAAAUACGGGCCUUAGGUCAUUGAUAUGGUCGAAUCUGGAAACUAUAAUUUCGAAAACAAUAUAUUUAUUAUUUCAGUGAAAUACGGAACCGUUCCGUAUUUUAUCUAACGGGUGGCAUCCAUAAGUCUAAAUAUUGCUGUUACAUUGCACAACCUUCAAUGUUAUGUCAUAAUUACGUAAAAUUCUGGCAAAUUAGUUCGCAAUGAGCCAGGCGGCCCAAACUGUUGCAUACACCCUGAUUCUGCGUGCAAUGAACGCAAGAGAAGUGACACAAUUUCACCUGGUUAAUAUUGCCUGCUAACCUUUCUUUUAGCUAAAUAUGCAGGUUUAAAAAUAUAUACUUCUGUGUAUUGAUUUUAAGAAAGGCAUUGAUGUUUAUGGUUAGGUACAUGUUGGAGCAACGACAGUCCUUUUUCGUGAAUGCGCACCGCAUUGAUCAUAUGCAACGCAGGACACGCUAGAUAAACUAGUAAUAUAAUAAACCAUGUGUAGUUAACUAGCGAUUAUGAUUGAUUGUUUUUUAUAAGAUAAGUUUAAUGCUAGCUAGCAACUUACCUUGGCUUCUUACUGCAUUCAUGUAACAGGCAGGCUCCUCGUAAGGCAGGUGGUUAGAGCGUUGGACUAGUUAACCGUAAGGUUGCAAGAUUGAAUCCCUGAGCUGACAAGGUUCAAAUCUGUCGUUCUGCCCCUGAACAAUGCAGUUAACCCACCGUUCCUAGGCCAUCAUUGAAAAUAAGAAUGUGUUCUUAAUAAAUCCUUUUGUGACUAGGGGGCAGUAUUUUCAUUUUUGGAAAAAUAAUGUGCCUGUAGUAAACGGGAUAUUUUGUCAGGACAAGAUGCUAGAAUAUGCAUAUAAUUGACAGCUUAGGAUAGAAAACACUCUAAAGUUUCCAAAACUGUAAAAAUAUUGUCUGUGAGUAUAACAGAACUGAUGUUGCAGGCGAAAGCCUGAGAAAAAUCCAAUCUGGAAGUGCCUCAUGUUUUGAAAGCGCUGCGUUCCAAUGCGUCCCUAUUGAGCAGUGAAUGGGCUAUCAACCAGAUUACUUUUUCUCCGUAUUCCCCAAAGUGUCUACAGCAUUGUGACGUAAUUUCUCAGCCAAAUGUGAAGAACAAAUGGAGCUAUUUCGCCUACAAAAAUAAUAUUUUGGGAAAAAAGGAACAUUGGCUAUCUAACUGGGAGUCUCGUGAGUGAAAACAUCCGAAGCUCAUCAAAGAUGACUGAGAAGACAUUCUCAUUUACAGCAACGACCUGGGAUUUGUUACAGGGGAGAAGAGGGGCGAUGAGUGAGCCAAUUGCUCCCUCCCUGUUGUCCUGACAUCACAGCACAUCAUAGUGAGAGACCUGAGGAAAGAGGCUAGCUACUUUACAAAUCAUUGUUACUGGUUCAAGCCCUAAAACUCACAACACACUGUUUGCUCACUAACAGACAUCAGUCUUCAGUUCAACAAUCAAGGCACACUUGUAUCAAGAUCGAAACACAGAGCUAUAACUCAGACCAGUACAGGAGCCUUUUUCUCAUUCAUUGAAUUGUGCUGACUAACACACACGGUCCUACAACAACCGCCUUGCAGUAGUCAUGGAUGACCAGCAGGAGGACCCAGAGGGCAUGUAUGACGUGCAGCACCAGUACAUGUGCAGCGAGUGCCACCAGCUCUUCAACACCCUAGAAGAAGUGCUGAUGCACCAGCAGAUCCACACAGGGCAGGAGGGAGAAGAGGGGGAGGCUGGGGAGGCCAUGGCCAUCCAGGGCAUCUCAGAGUACGGGGACAGCCAGUAUCAGUGCCUGGAGUGUGGUGCCCUCCUCAGGAACCCAGAUGAACUGCUACUGCACCAGGAGCUGCACAUGAGAGAGGCAGGGUUGGAGACAGAGGACCAUGAACUGUGUGAGGUGUUGGAGACAGACGAGGCAGGGACAGAGGGCCAGGUGUCGGGGCCUGUCCAGUACCAGUGUCUAGACUGCCUGGCCCUGUUUGACUCUCCAGAGGUGUGGCUGGCCCACAGACAGACCCACAGCAAGAGCAGCACACACAGUGCCACAGAGACUGAGUAUGUGUUGCAGCCCGAUGGUACUGUGACACCCAUGGUCAGUGUUCAGAACUUUCUCUUGAGUGAACAACAAGCUGGGGAGAUCUUAGCACAGGUCCUGGCCCAACAACAACAACAUCAGUCUGCCCCCCAGCCCUCGACCCCCUCCCGGGCCACCUUCCCACCCCCCGUCUCCCCCCUUCCCGGCUCGGCCACCAUGCGUCUCCAGAUCUGCAGUGCCCAGGCCCUGGCCGAUGGCUCCAGUACCCCCGGCCUACGGCGCGCCAAGCUGCUGCCCCCUCUACUCACUCCUCUAGGGGUGGGCUCGGUAGGAAAGCUGGGGGUUACAGAGAGCGGCCUCCAGAGACUGGAGGUGGCGCUGUCUGCUGUCCGGGAGGAGAAAGAGCAGCAGGGGGAGGUGGUGAUCUUCCACCCCUAUGAGUGCUCCGAGUGUGCCCUCCUCUUCCAGACCCCAGAGGACUUCCUGCAACACCAGGGGGAGCACUUCCUGGCCCAGGAGAAGGAGAGCAGUGAGGACGGGGUGAUGAUGGGAUAUGAGGAGGACAGAGGGAGGGAGGAGGAGAGAGCGGAGGAGAAUGGGGGGAGGGUGGCAGAGGAGAGGGGGAAGGGAACGGGGAGACGCGCCCUGGCUAAAAGAUCUAGAAAAACACCCCUAUGCCUGCACUGCAGCCAAUGCCAGCGUACAUUCACGUCAGCCAAUCGGCUGGCGGCACACAGGCGCGUGCACGAGCAUGGCACAUACGAGUGUCGGGAGUGCGACAAGGUGUUUAAGAAGGUGACGUCACUGCAAACACACAUGCGCUCUCACUCCGGGGAGGCUCGGUAUCUGUGUGUGGACUGUGGUCAUGGCUUCAACACAGAGAUGACCCUCAUCAUACACAGGAAGUCUCACACAGCAGAGCCGCUCCACAGGUGUGAACACUGUGCCAAGACCUUCACCAAUAUGACCAAGUUCCUGUACCACCGUAGAACACACACCACCAAAGCAGCCACCACUACACCUACCCCCGUCGUCCUGGUCCCAGCGGCCCCCAGGAGGAUGUCCCUGUCAGCCCUGUCCAUCCUUCAGAGAGCCCGGGCCCUGAGGGAGAGGGGUGAGGGCAGCCCCAUGGAGGGGGACGAGGAGAACCUGAUGGCCCCCCUUACUGAGGCUGAGAUGGAGAUAGGCGAGUCGGGGGAGGACACUGCCUCCAGCUCUCUGAGCAGGGCAGAGGGAGGAAAGGAGAACAGGGUGGAUGUGGAGGGGACACCAGGGGGCAGUGGAGAGUCCCAACUGGGAGAACAUACUGCUGAUCCUGGUUCCUCUACUGACCCUAACCCCUCUGGUCCAGCUGGCCCCCGGGGAGCGUUCCCCUGCCCCUCCUGCCCUCAGGCUUUCCCCUCUCUGCUCCGCCUGGUCAAACACCGCCAUACGGCCCACGUCUCCGAGCGACACUUCAAGUGCUCUGUGUGCACCAAGACCUUCAAGAAGCAGAUGCACCUACGCAACCACCUGCGCACACACACCGGCGAGCGGCCCUUCCAGUGCUCAGACUGCGGAAAGACCUUCUCAUCCCUGGCCAACCUGUCUCGCCACAACCUCACCCACUCUGGCGUGCGCCCCUACCGCUGCGACAUCUGCCACCGGACAUUCACCCAGUCAUCCAACCUUCGGCAGCACCGCCUACUCCAUGCCAACCUCCCUCCCUGUCCCUGCCCGGACUGCCCCGCCACCUUCGUACGGCCGGCCAAGCUAGCCGCCCACCGCUACACUGUUCACCCGGGGGCCCCGGCCCCGUUCUCCUGCCCCCAAUGCCAGGCUGGCUUCCUGCACAGGAGGAAGAGAGACCGCCACUGUCAGGAGGUCCACCCCACUGAGGCCCAGGCAGACAGAGAGGGAGGGUUAGAGAGCCAGCCCCAAGUGUGCCCUGACGGGGAGCCCCUCUCAGAGCCCUCCACCUCAGAAGACACCGGGACCACCAGCAUCAUGAGAGGGGGCCUGGGCUGCACUGUGUGUGGGAAGAAGCUCAACUCUGCAGCCAACUGGCGUCUGCAUCAGCUGAGUCACGGCCUGGUUCCUGGUCGGUCCUGUGGUGGUGCAGUGGCCAGAGGUAAAUCCCACCAGUGCCUAACCUGCGGUAAGCUGUUUGUCUCCUCCUCUGGCGUGACCUUGCAUCAGCGCAUCCACACAGGAGAGCGCCCCUUCCCCUGCAACCUGUGUGGCAAGCGCUUCCGGCAGAACACGCACCUGCGAGAGCACCUGCGCACGCACACAGGGGAGCGGCCGUUCCGCUGCGAAAUAUGUGACAAGGGCUUUGUCCAGAGCAUGCACCUGGCGGAGCACCGGCGUACACACACAGGGGAGCGCCCCCACGCCUGUCUGGUGUGCGGCAAGGCCUUCAAGUCCUUCUCCAACCUGCGGAACCACAGGAAGACCCACGCACGCCAGCAGAGGCAGGAGGAGGUGGCCGCAGCACAGGUUGCCAUGGAGACCAACGCCACCGUGGCGCUAGUGGAGGCAUCCCAGGUGGAACUGGCCAAUGGGCAGCCUCAGCUGUUCCACAUACAGACGUCGACCCUACAGCAGACCCAGGGUACUCCCACCAUCAUGUGUAAUGAGUUUGGGGAGACCAUCGCCAUCAUAGAGACCAGUGAGGGAGGAACCCUACCCCUGGCUGAGGCUAUAGAGAUCUACCACACAGCCCUGGAGAACAGUCUGGGGAUGAACUCCAUCACUGUAGACAGUCUACAGCUCAUCUAACAGUCUGGGGAUGGACUCCAUCACUGUAGACAGUCUACAGCUCAUCUAACAGUCUGGGGAUGGACUCCAUCACUGUAGACAGUCUACAGCUCAUCUAACAGUCUGGGGAUGAACUCCAUCACUGUAGACAGUCUACAGCUCAUCUAACAGUCUGGGGAUGGACUCCAUCACUGUAGACAGUCUACAGCUCAUCUAACAGUCUGGGGAUGGACUCCAUCACUGUAGACAGUCUACAGCUCAUCUAACAGUCUGGGGAUG